This is a messenger RNA of Vanessa tameamea, 1287 nucleotides long. It is a transcript of the gene RfC38, whose product is annotated as Replication factor C 38kD subunit. The record is from RefSeq and is a predicted model, not a curated record. The transcript has a single exon. Lineage: Eukaryota; Metazoa; Arthropoda; Insecta; Lepidoptera; Nymphalidae. Gene Ontology annotation, cellular component: nucleus; DNA replication factor C complex. Bases 85 to 1152 code for a protein of 355 amino acids. Gene Ontology annotation, biological process: DNA-templated DNA replication; DNA repair. Gene Ontology annotation, molecular function: ATP hydrolysis activity; DNA clamp loader activity; DNA binding.
GUUAUUAUGUCAAAUUCGACAAAAAGUUGAAAGUUGUUUAUGUAGUUUGACUAAUAGAAAAUUAAAUUCAAAUAGAUUACCAAAAUGAGUCUUUGGGUAGAUAAACACCGACCUAGAGAUUUAAUGAAGUUAGAUUAUCACAAAGAUCAAGCUCUAAGAUUAAAAAAUCUUGUUCAACAAAGUGAUUUUCCCCAUUUACUUGUUUACGGUCCCUCUGGAGCCGGUAAAAAAACUAGAAUUAUGUGUUUGUUAAGAGAACUGUACGGAUCUGGAGCAGAACGUUUACGCCAAGAAACUAUGCACUUUACAACGCCUUCAAAUAAGAAAAUUGAAAUUAUGACUGUAAGUAGUAAUUAUCACAUUGAGGUUAAUCCAACUGAUGUUGGUAUACAUGAUCGUGUUGUUAUUAUGGAUUUAGUAAAGAAUGUAGCGCAAACACAUCAAAUUGAUUCUUCUGGGCAACGUGAGUUUAAAGUUGUAAUAUUGAAUGAAGUUGAUGAUUUAACGAAAGAUGCUCAACAUGCAUUGCGACGUACAAUGGAGAAAUAUGUAACUACUUGCCGACUUAUUCUUAUAGCCAAUUCAAUUUCGAGGGUAAUUCCAGCCAUCAGGUCUCGUUGUUUAACAAUUAGGGUACCCGCACCGACAGAAACUGAAAUUGCAAGUGUUUUACAUGCAGUUUGUAAAAAGGAGGGAUUAAGUUUACCUAGCGAGUUGGCAAUGCGUAUUGCAAAGUGUGCUGAUAGAAAUUUGCGACGGGCAUUAUUGAUGUGCGAAUCAUGUAAAGUCCAACAAUACCCAUUUACACCAGAUCAAAAAGUACCAGAACCGGAUUGGCAGAUAUACAUACGAGACACUGCAUCGUUGGCAUUAUCUGAGCAAUCACCCAAAAAACUUGGUGAAGUAAGACAGAAACUAUACGAGCUGAUAAUUCAUGGGAUCCCACCUGAUAUAAUUUUUGCUGGUUUGUUGAAAGAGCUCGUACGUAAUUGUGACAUGGCCAUGAAAUGUCAAGUUGCAAAUCAUGCAGCUCAAUUUGAGCAUAGAAUGAGGCUCGGUAAUAAGCCUAUAUUUCACCUGGAAGCUUUUGUUGCCAAAUUUAUGGCCAUCUAUAAGAAAUUUGUUGAAGAAUCCCUUGGUGAUGCAUUUUAAUUAUUAUUAAUAAUCUAUGGAUGAUUGAAAUAAAAAUCUUUAUCAUCGUCUAAACUCCCAAAGUGAGCCAAAGCUUUCAGUUCUCCACAAUCUGUAUCCAAUCAGGUCCGAUUUCAUUACCAUUUUCAUGUUUAA